AUGAGGAUUUUUUCGUGGAUUUUUUUGGUCUCCCAGUUUUUGGCGCAAGUUUUGGUGGCUCUGAUUGGUGAGUUCAAUUUUAUUUUUUCCUAUGAAUAAAACUUUAUGACCUAUAGGACAAGACAUAAAUAAUCGUAAAAAUUUUUUGAUUUUUAUGUUCAAAGGGACAUGUGUUUAGCUAAUCUGAUUUUUUUUCUGGGAAUAUAAGAAGUAGUGGCGGUUCACACAUUUGAACACGGAAAUUGAAUCGGGGAAGAAUACUUGACACCUCUUGAUUUGUGAGAAGACAAAAAAGGAGGAGGGUUCCUUUUUUUGGAGAUUUUUGGGAAAUUCACAAAAUUUUGAAACAGUGAAAUUUUUCACUUAAAAAAAUUCACUGUUUCAAAGAAUUUAGAAAAUUUUUGAGCGAUUUUUCAAGCCCGAAAAAUUUGUUUCCCGUUUUUUCAACCACAAAUUUUCACUGUUUCAAAAAUUUCAUGAAUUAAAAAAUUUUAUUUUUGAAUCGAUCCUUAUCUUGAGUUGUUUCGAUAGAAUUUGAAUUAUUAGAAGGUUUGAAACAGUGAGAUUUAUGGGAAGAAAAUUCACUGUUUCAAAAAAUUUGUAAUUUUUAGAGGGUUUUUUUUCUAGCUCGAUGUCGAAUUACACAUUUUUGAUCUGAAAAUUUCACUGUUUCAAAGAUUUUGUGAAUUUCUGAGUGAAUUCUUAUACUUCAAUAAUACCAACAAAAAAUCUACAUUUUCAAAAAUGAUUUCUUCAUUUGAUAUAUUGACACUUUGUGAGAGAAAUCCUAAUUGUAAAAUUCGAGAAAAAAUUUUUGAAUAAGAAUUCACUGUUUCAAAAUAAUCCAAAAACUUCAAACAAACCUUUAAAUUCCAAUAGUUGAGAAUUCUCUUACAAAAUUUAUUUUCACAAAAAUUCACUGUUUCAAAAAAUGCCUAAAGUUUUGAAAAUAAUGUCUUCAUCUGUUUGGGGUAAUAAUUUGGUCAUCGAAAAUUUGGAAAAAAAUUCACUGUUUCAAAAAAUAUCACAAAUUUCAAACUGAAUUUUUAAAGCUCAAUACUAUGGAGUUUAUUUCAAUAAAACUUUUCAAAAAUUAAAAAAUCUUUAUUAAACCUUUACAUUUCAACUGAAUAAUACUUCCGCGAAAUUAUUUGUACAAAAAUUCACUGUUUCAAAAAAUUCCUGAAUUUUCAACCUGAAUUUUUAAAGCUCAAUACUGUUUUUGAAUCGCGAAUUUCAUCAAAACUUUUCAAAAAUUAAUUUCUGAGAAAUUUCCUUAGACAAAAAUUCACUGUUUCAAAAAAUCACAAGUUUGCCAGCGAUUUUUUAUAGUUUGAUAAUUAACUGCCAAAAAUAAGAUAAAAAUUCACUGUUUCAAAAAAUAAACAAAAUUUCAACCAAAUGUUGAUAAUUCGAUAAAAUGAUGAUUCAAAGUUUGAAUUUUCCUAGCAAAAAAAAAACUGUUUUGCUCUAAAAAUUCACUGUUUCAAGAAAAAUUCCUAAAUCUCUUUUUCCUUUUUCUUCCAAAAAAAAAUGCACCCGUUACAUAACCCAUUUCCUUUUUUUCUCAUUUCCAUGUUUGUUUUCCCCCAUGUUCCCAACAAUCUGCUCCUCCUCCUCCCACAAAAACCCAUCAAAAAACCGAAUUUUAUGCUUUUCUCGCACCCCGUGAUUAUUUGAUCCUCACGCAAUCUGUCACCCUUUUCAUAUUCAACCGCUACUCUCUGCCUCUCUGCCACUCUCUGCGUCUCUAGCUUAGAAGAAAUGCGGUAGAAAGGGGAUUAAACUUGUCAACACGGGGAAUAAUAAUAAGAAUAAUAACAAAUUUUUGAUUGACAUUUUUAUUUGUGAGAUCAGAGGAGAGAAGAAAUUUCGGGAAAAAUAUUUUUAUGCGCCUUUAAAAUUACUGUAGCCCAAAAAAGCUCCCAUUUUUUGCUCCAGAUGAAAUCAUUAUAAUAAUAAUGGGUAGUAGAUUAUGUAAUAGGGGAAAAAUAGGGGAAAAAUAGGGAAAGAUGACUAUGAUUACAUAGUCUAUUACCUAAUGAGAUGGAAUUGGAAGAAAAGAAGAGGAAAAGAGAGGAAGAUAUUAAAUUAGUGAGAUUGGAGAACUGGAGGGGGUUAUAAUAUGAGCAAUGAGUAACUUAUUUGAAAAGGGAAAAAGGAACUUGGGGGAUUUCAUAGAUUUAAAUUUGAAAAUUCAUAAGUCAGAGAGUUCGACCAUCAAUUUUUUCCCGGAAAAUUAGAUUGAGUUUAUGAAAUUUUUGAAACAGUGGAUUUUUUAUGGGAAAUUUUGAUUUUUUUUUUGAUUUUCGGGGUUUUUUUGGAAUUUUGAGAGUUAUGAAAUUUUGAGUGAAAUUUCAAGUUUUUAAUCUAGAAGUUUUACAGUAAAAAUUUUGAGUAAAAAUUCAAAAAUCAUUGUUUUUUCAACCGUCAGUUCCUAAUUAAUCGUUUCUGGAAAAUAAAGUUGAAAUUUAUGAAAAUUUUGAAACAGUAAAUUUUUUUUCCAAAAUAACUAGGAUUUUAAGCUUCUUAAAAUUUGUAUUUAAAUUUUUUAGGUUUAAUUUUUCAGUCAAAAAUUGUGUGUAAAUUUGAAAAAAUAAUCAAUUUUUAUUUCAAAAAUCACAAAUUUCCUAGUAAUUCGACUUACGCAUUGUUUCCCGGAAAAUAAAUUUUAGUUUAUGAAAUUUUUGAAACAGUAGAAUUUUUUAUGGGAAAUUUUGGUUUUUUUCUGAAUUUCGGGGUUUUUUGAAAUUUUGAGUAAAAAAAAACAAAAAUCAUUGUUUUUUCAACCUUCAAUUGCAAAAUUAUCGUUUCCAGAAAAAAAAUUUGAAAUUUAUGAAUAUUUUGAAACAGUAGAAUUUUUUGGAAAAUUUUUGAUUUCCAGAAAUGACUAGGAUUCUGAGCUUCUCAAAUUUCGUAUUUAAAUUUUUUAGGUUUAAUUUUUCAGUCAAAAAUUGUGUGUAAAUUUGAAAAAAUCACAAAUUUCCUGCGAAUUCAACACAAGAAUUUGACGGAAAAUAAAUUUUAGUUUAUGAAAAUCUUGAAACAGUGGAAUUUUUUAUGGGAAGUUUUGGUUUUUUUUUUAAUUCUGGGGUUUAUUGGGAUUUUGAGAAUUAUGCGAUUUUAAGUGAAAUUUCAAGUUUUUAAUCUAGAUUCUAGAAGUUUUACAGUAAAAAUUUUCAGUAAAAAAUCAAAAAUCAUUGUUUUUUCAACCGCCAGUUCCAUAUUAAUCGUUUCUAGAAAAUAAAGUUGAAAAUAUGAAAAUUUUGAAACAGUAGAAUUUUUUUUGGAAAAUUUUUUGAUUUCCAAAAAUGAAUAGAAUUUUGAGCUUCUUAAAUUUCGUAUUUAAAUUUUUUAGCUUUUUAAAAUCAUAGUUUUUCAGUCAAAAAUUGUGUGUUAAUUUGAAAAAAAUCAAUUUUACAUUCAAAAAUCACAAAUUUUCUUUCAACACAAGAAUUGUUUCCUGGAAAAUGAGUUUUAGUUUAUGAAAUUUUUGAAACAGUAGAAUUUUUUAUGGGAAAUUUUGGUCUUUUUUUUUUUUGAAUUCCGGGGUUUAUUGGAUUUUGAGAACCUCAAUUUUCGUAUUGAAAUUUUGAAUAACAUUUCGAGAUUUAUCUGAAAGUUUUCCAGAUUUUUUCAGUCAAAAAUUCUGUUUGAAUCGUUUCUAGAAAAUAAAGUUGAAAUUUAUGAAAAUCUUGAAACAGUAAAUUUUUUUUCGAAAAUUUUGGUUUUUUUUUUUGAAUUCCGGGGUUUAUUGGGAUUUUGAGGUCCUCAAUUUUCGUAUUGAAAUUUUGAGUAACAUUUUUCUGAAAGAGUAAGAUUUUUCUGAAAGAUUUCCAGAUUUUUUUCAGUCAAAAUUUUGUUUGAAUCGUUUCUAGAAAAUAAAUUUGAAAUUUAUGAAAAUCUUGAAACAGUAAUUUUUUUUCCAAAAAUGACUAGGAUUUUGAGAUUCUUAAAUUUCGUAUUUGAAUUUUUUAGGUUUAAUUUUUGACUGAAAAAUUAUUUUUCAUUCAAAAAUUAAGUGUAAAUUUGAAAAAAAAAUCAAUUUUUGUUUAAAAAACCACAAAUUUCCACAGACUUUAACACAAGAAUUGUUUCCUGGAAACAGAGUUUUAGUUUAUGAAAUUUUUGAAACAGUUGAAUUUUUAUGGGAAAUUUUGGUUUUUUUUUUUUUUGAAUUCCGUGGUUUAUUGGGAUUUUGAGAGUUAUGAAAUUUUAAGUAAAAUUUCUGUAAAAAUUACAGUAAAAAUUUUCACUAAAAAAAUCAAAAAUCAUUAUUUUUUCAACGGUAACAAACAGAUGUAUCGUUUCUAGAAAAUAAAGUUGAAAUUUGUGAAAAUUUUGAAACAGUAAUUUUUUUUGGAAAAAUUUUUGUUUCCAAAAAUAACUAGGAUUUUGAGCUUCCCCAAUUUCGUAUUUAAAUUUUUUAAAUUCAAUUUUUCAGUCGAAAAUUGUGUGUAAAUCAAUUUUUAUUUCAAAAAUCACAAAUUUUCUACGAGUUCGACUUAAACAUUGUUUCCUGGAAACAAAGUUUGAGUUUAUGAAAAUCUUGAAACAGUAGAUUUUUUAUGGGAAAUUUUGGUUUUUUUUUCAAUCCGUGGGAUUUUGAGUGAAAUUUCAAAUUUUUAAUCUUGGGUUAGAAGUUUUACAGUAAAAAUUUUCAGUAAAAAAUCAAAAAUCAUUGUUUUUUCAACCUUCAAUUGCAAAAUUAUCGUUUCUAGAAAAUAAAGUUGAAAUUUAUGAAAAUUUUGAAACAGUAAUUUUUUUUUCCAAAAAUAACUAGGAUUUGGAGCUUCCCAAAUUUUGUAUUUGAAUUUUUUAGGUUUAAUUUUUCAGUCAAAAAUUGUGUGAAAUCAAUUUUUUUUUCAAAAAUCACAAAUUUUCUACUAAUUCCACUCAAACAUUUCUCGGAAAAUAAAUUUUAGUUUAUGAAAAUUUUGAAACAGUAAUUUUUUUUUGAAAAAUUGUAAGCUAAAAUUGGAAAAAGAGGAGGAUCAUUUUUGUUAGGAUUUUUCAAGUGAAACAGCAAUUUUGAAACGUAAAUAUUCCGGGAAAAAUCUAAAUUCAAAUUUUUUUCCAGACGAAUCUUCAUGUCCCAGCGGUUGGCAAGUUGCCAGUGAUGUUUGCGUCAAAAUCGUCAUCCCACCAGCCACCCUUCAACAAGCUACAGUAAUCCCUAAUCCCCUCGAGACCCAAAAAUUUUUCAAUUUUUUUUCAGAAAUUCUGCCACGCUGAAGGCGGUCAACUUUUGGACACCUCUUCAAAUUUACUUUUGGAAGAUGUUUUUGAAAUUCUGAAAAAUUUAUAUGAAAUUGGAUUGACUGAACCGAUUUUUUAUAUCUCUGGUGAGGGACAGGCUUUGAAUCGAACUGAAAAUGGAAAAUAUGUUGUGUAGGUUUUAAAUUUCGCGCCAAAAUCAUUUUUUGAGUUUUUGAAUUUUCAGAGUGAAUGAGGAUGCCAAUUCAGAAUUUCCAUCGAUUUGUUCGUUGAAUAAAAUGGAGAGAAGAAGUUUGCUGUUUCAACAGAAAUUACUGCAAAAAGGUCAGUUCCAGGAAAAAUUUUCAAAAAAAAUUUGAAACGUAUAAUUUUCUGGGGGACACAUACAAGAAAAAAAUAAAAUAAAAUUUUUUUUGAAAAAAACUUCAAAUCAUGAUUGCCCAAAUUACUAUUAAAAUUUUGAAACAGUUAAUUUUUCUGAACGAUUUUUUCUCAAUAUUUUCAAUUUUUUUAAUUAAUUAGAGUUUUUAGAAUUAAUUACAAUGUGUUUUUGAAACAGCAAAAUUUUUGAAAACUUCACUGUUUCAAAAAUUCAUGAAAUUAAAAUACUUGAAAUAUUGGUCGUUUUUUUGCGAUCUAUUAAUGAAACGCUAAGCUCAACUUUAAAACAUUUCUGAAACUGAAACUAAAUUUAAUUUUCAAAUUUUUAUUGUGUACCUCAAGCAGAUCAGUAGCCCAAAACUCUCAAAGAACAAAAAUUAAUUAAAAUUUUGAAACAGUAAAUUUUUUGAACAAUUUGUUUCCAAUGUUUUCAAUUUUUCAAAUUAAUUUGAAUUUUUAGAAUUAAUUACAAUCUGUUUUGAAACAGUAAAAUUUUGGAAAAUUUCACUGUUUCAAAAAUUCAAGAAAUUGAUAAAAUAAAUACUUGAAACAUUGUUCGUUUGAUCCUACUAUAAGCAGCUCAAAACUCUCAAAAAACAAAAAAUUAAUUAAAAUUUUGAAACAGUCAAUUUUUUUAACGAUUUUUCCCAAUAUUUUUAAAUUGUGAAUUAAUUUGAACUUUUAGAAUUAAUUACAAUGUGUAAAUUUUUUGAAACAUUAAUUUUUUGGAAAAUUUCACUGUUUCAAAAAAUUCAAGAAAUUGAUAAAAUUUUUGAAUUUCUGUUGGAAAGCUCGUGAAAUGCUUAUGUGUUAUAAAAAUGUAUUCCGCAAGCUUCUGCGUUAGCGGCACUGUUUUCCGCGCAGCGGCAAAGUUAGCCUAACUUAUCUAAGCUCAUUGUCUGAAAAAUUUGAAAAAUAAUUUCUAUUUUUUAUCGCGUUUCAACAUACAGCCAAAAAAAUAUAACAGCCCAAAAUACUCAUGGAACAAAAAUUAUCAAAACUUUGAAACAGUUAAAUUUUUUGAACGAUUUUUCCCAAUAUUUCUAAAUUGUGAAUUAGUUUGAAUUUUUAGAAUUAAAUACGAUGUGUUUUUGAAACAGUAAAAUUUUGGAAAAUUUCACUGUUUCAAAAAUUCAAGAAGUUGAUAAAGUACUUGAAUUUUUGUUCAAUUGAUCUUAUGGUUGGUACCGAGUUCCGCACGAAAUACUGAAGAAACAAAAAUUAAUCAAAAUUUUGAAACAGUUAAUUUUUUUGAACACUAUUUAAUGAAAUAUUAACUAAUUAGAAUUUUUAGAAUUAAUUACAAUGUGUAAAUUUUUUGAAACAGCAAAAUUUUGAAAAUUUUACUGUUUCAAAAAUUCACGAAAUGAAUAUAAAACUAGAAUUUUUGUUGUAAAAUACUGAAAAAACAAAAAUUAAUUAAAAUUUUGAAACAGUGAAUGUUUUUUGAACAAAACUUUCAAUAAAAAUGUUUCAACAGAAAUUACUUUUUUUUUUGAAAUAAAAACUUUUACUGUUUCAAAAAUUUAUGAAAUUGAUGAAAAUCUUGAAUUUUUAUUGGGGCAUUGUUACAAUUAUCUUCAAAAACCCUUAUUUUUGCAGGAGCUCCCCGCUUAUCUCCAUCUGGUCUCCAAUCCGAAAUCUAUUUUCACCCUCGAAAUGAUGCUGAUUACAUCGCUCUUCCUUGUAUCGUCGAAGCCAAUCCGAAACCAACAAUUUCUUGGUUCCGAAAUGAUAUUGAAGUUGUCUCACCUUCCAGUUCAAAUGUCUCAUAUUUAUUAUCUGGCGGGAAUUUGUUAGUUCCGGCAAGUUCGAGUUUGGCUUAUUCGACUUUUCAUUGUACGGCUAGAAAUGCGUUGGGAGAAGUUAGGUUGGUUUUUUUUUUUUUUUGGAUUUUCUGAUUUGAAAUCUGAUUUCAAUUUAAAUACAAAAUUGUUUUUUGAAAAAUCUCUGUUUGAAAAAUGACACGUGGAUUUUUUGGGGCAAAAUUCAAUUUUUCCACAACAAAAUCUCACUGUUUCAAAAAAUUCUCAUUUAUAAUUUUUUCGAAUUUAAAAUGUUAAUGUAUUGAUUUUUCACACAGAAAAAAUUUACUGUUUCAACAAAUUCUGAUUUAAUUUGUUCACAAAUAAAAUUGAUCGCAUGUCGUAUUUUUCACCAACAAAAAUGAUAAUUUGAAGCUUCAGAUUUUCCUGAAAUUAAAAUUAGGAUUUUUUUAAAAGAUUUUUCUAAAUACAUUUACCGGGCCAACUUUUAAAGUAUGAUGAAAGUUAUUAGUAAAUUUCCAGGAAGCCUGGAAUAUUCAUCAAGUUUUUGAAACAGUGAGAUUUUUUUUCAGACAAAAAAAAAUAAAAAUUGACAGUAUUUUCAAAAUAUUGGGCUCAUUUUAUUAGUCAAAUUCACUUUUUUUCGAAAUAAAAUCUCACUGUUUCAAAAAAUACUUAUUAUAUUUUUUCGAAUUUAAAAUGUUCACACGCCUCGAUUUUCCAAACAGAAAAUUUUUACUGUUUCAUAAAAUUCUAAUUUAAUUUGUUCACAGAUAAAAUUAUUUAUGGAUUAAUUUUUUGAAACAAAAAUGAUAAUUUGAAGCUCUAGAACUUGAUGUUUUUUUCCUGAAUUUAAAAUUAGGAUUUUUUUUUAGAUUUUUCUAAAUACGUUUACCGGGUCAACUUUUGAGGUAUGAACAAAAUUAUUAGUGAAUUUCCUGGGAGCCUGGAAUAUUCAUAAAAAAUUCAAAUCAGAAUUUUCAGACAAAAAAAUAAAAUUUACAGUAUUUGAAAAUAUUGGGCUCAUUUUAUUAGUCAAAUUCACUUUUUUCCAAAAAAAAAUCUCACUGUUUCAAAAAAUACUCAUUUAUAUUUUUUUCGAAUUCAAAAUGUUUCUAUUCUUGGCUUUUUUCACACAGAAAAAUUUUACUGUUUCAACAAAUUCUGAUUUAAUUUGUUCACAAAUAAAAUUGAUCGCAUGUCGUAUUUUUCACCAACAAAAAAAAGAUAAUUUGGAGCUCCAGAACUACAUGUUUUUUUCCUGAAAUUAAUAUCUAUGAAUAAAGUUAUUAGUGAAUUUCUUGCCUGGAAUAUUCAUCAAGUUUUUGAAACAGAGUUUUUUUUUCAGAAAAAAAAUUUUCAAAAACUUCCUGUCCCCAAAAUCCCCAAUUUCCUUCUUUUCCAGAAGCCCACCAAUAAUUCUGAAACCCUCAUUCAUUGAUGCAUUCCGACAACAUCGUUUGGAUGUUUAUUCGUUUCUCAUCGGCGGAGCCAAAUUGGAUUGUGAUGCACCACCGCAUCAGCCAAGUAAGUUGCAUUUUUUGGGGAAUUUUUGGGUGCUCCAGAUUUCCUGACUGAAUUUUUGGCAUGUUUUUGAGGUGCAUGAAAUUUUUUUUGGUAAAUUUUUACAAAAUUCAAGCGCAAAAUGAAUCAGAUUACUGUAGUUUGAUUGAAAAAUUAAAGUUUUUCACCGAAAAUUAUAGGUUACUGUAGCUUCUCCUUUUUGCGCCGAAUUUAAAUUUUUUUUUGCAUUUUUUUGGUCUGAAAGUGAAAUUUAUCAUCACUAAUUAAUUAUUUUUUUUUCACUGUUUCUAAAUUAUUUUUUCUUCAUCACAUGAAUGUUUUCAAAGAAAAUCAAUUUGUACAUUUAUAAACACAAAAAAAAUGUGUUUUCUUUUUUUUUGAGAAAAAUAAAAGACAAAUUUGUGUUUUUUUUGACAAGAUUGAGUGUUUAAUACUUUUUUUUUUGGUACUUGGAAAUUUCUGGAUUUUCUGGAUUAUUUUAAAUAGAAGAUUCGAAUUUCUGUGAAUUUUAUUAUUUUUUCAAGAAAAAAAAUUCACUGUUUCAAAAAAUUCUUAUUUUUUAAUUUCAAAAUUAAAGCUGUUGUGAUGGCGUUUUUUAAAUUAAAAAAUACGAAUUUUUGAAACAGUGAAUUUUUUUUUUCAAAAAAUUCACAGAAAUUUGAAAAAAUAUUUUUUUCCAGAAAAAAAUUUUCACUGUUUCAAAAAAUUUUGAUUUUUUGAAUUUCAAUAUUUAAACAAUUUCUGACUUUUCAACACUCCUUCCAAAAAAAACUCAAAAUUUUUCAUAAUCAGAAUUUCGCCACGUGGCAAAGUUAUCCUAACUUCUCUGAAAAAUCCAAAAAUUAUUUUCGGAAAUGUUUCUCAUGCUCACAAUUUCUCUUCUUCUGGCUCUUUUCCCCCCAAAAAGUUGUUAGUUUUUCGUCUAAAUUUUUGUGUCAUCCAAUUGUCUGAUUUUGGCAGCAGAAUGUCUGUUUUCCCAAGAGAAAAUGGCUCCCCCUCUCUUUUUUUUUCGAUAAACUUUUCUGGGCUUUUUUAUUUUUUUAUUUCGAAUUGAUUUGGAAUCUAGCGGCUUUUUUGAUAUUCUAGAAAAGUUUACGAUUUUUUUGAAACAGUAAAUUUUUUGUGGAAUUUUUUUUUGGAUUUAGAAAAUUUUUAAAUUUUAGGAGAGAAAAUGCAAAAAUGAAAGCGAUUUUCAAAUUUGAAAGACGAAAAAUAAGAUUUUUUUGAAACAGUGAAUUUUUUUUUGAAAAAAAGUUUAUUUUUGGACUUAAAUUAGAGAUUAUCGUGUAGCUAGAGCGAAAAAAUUAAAUUUUUUUGAAAAAGUGGAUUUUUUUAAAAUUUUAUCUUUUGAAUCGUUCAUCUUCUACAACAGCAUUUUUAGUUUCGAAUUUUGAAAAUUAAGAAUUUUUUGAAACAGUGAAUUUUUUUCUCUUCUCAAUUCAAAUUUAAAUUUACAUACAAAUUCAAAUUCAAAAUCCAAAAAAUGGCACAAAAAUUUGAUUUAUGACACUUUGUUCUUCUCCUCCCAUUUUUCUCUCUAUAUUUUCUUGUUUUGUUUUGAAUUAGAAAUUCUGAAUAAAUUAUGAAAUGACUUGUUGUUUAUUGUUUGGUUUUCUUUUCGAUUUUCUGAUAGGUUUUUGAGAAAUUUGAGCGCGCUCCGGAAUCUUCCGCGUAGGCUUGAAAAUUUCCUGAUCUCUCAAAAAUCUCAUAAAUCAAUCUUCUUGCUCCAGAAUCAUUUCCAGAUGUCAAAAACCAAAAAUCCAAUUUUUCUCACAAAAUAAAAAUCAUAUGCUAGGGAUAUUUCUCAAAGUUCAAACGAAACAUCAAGAAAAAAUGGAACACCUGUUAGACAUUCAUCAUUUUCCUCCCAUCUCAUGUUUUAAAAUGUUUUCGGGUGAUCAGGAAUUUUUUUUGAGCUCAAAUUUUUUUUUUCAAGCUUCAGCAAAAGUUUUUUGAACUUCAAAAUCUCAAAUUUUGCGCCAAAAAUGUUCAGAAAUCUCAAACGCGCUCUACCGAACAAAGUCAAAAUCUCUCGAAUUUUCAAAUUUAAGAAUUAUUUGGGUUUGUGCAUUAGAGCGCAUUUGCUGAACUGAUCAAUCGCGCUCUAAUGAACAAAAUGAUUUUUCUACGAAUUUUUGAAUUUUUUUUCGAGCGGAGCGAGUGUAGACCGCAAGCUUCCGCGUAAGCGGCACUAUCUUCCGCGCAGCGGCCACGUCUAGAGUAGGUCCUGGAAACCUAAAUCCCGAGCGCUGUGUAAACCGCAAGCGGCAAACUUACCCUAACUUUCUAGUUUCAACGUAAAAAUUUAAAAAUUUUCAUAAAGCAGUCUAUUUCUCAGCCCAAAAAAAUUAAUUUUGAAAAUUUGAUUUUUUUCCAGAUAUUUCACUGUUUCAAAAAAUUAUGAUUUUUUUCGAAUUUCAGAAUUUGAACGAUGCUUAAUCUGUUCAUGGUUUUUCUAAAAUAAAAACUAAUGUAUAUUUUUUUUCGAGCGGAGCGAGUGUAGACCGCAAGCUUCCGCGUAAGCGGCACUGUCUUCCGCGAAGCGGCCACGUCUUGAAGCCUAUGUUUUGUAGACCGCAAGCUUCCGCGUAAGCGGCACUAUCUUCCGCGCAGCGGCCACGUCUUGAAGCCUAUGUUUUGUAGACCGCAAGCUUCCGCGUAAGCGGCACUAUCUUCCGCGCAGCGGCCACGUCUAGAUUAAGCUAAGUUCCUGGAAACCUGAAUUCCGAGCGCAGUUACCCUAACUCUUCCGGAAAAUUUAGAGAAAAUGUGGUUUUUUCUGUGGCUCAUCCUCAUUUUUUUGUUAUAUUUUAUGUUCUGGUUUGCUCGGGGGCAUAAAAUGCUUUUAGUGAGUGUGAAAAAGAAGAGGAUGGGGGCUCUUUUCUGUUUUUGAGUGGCCUCAUUUUGAUUUUUUUUUUCUUCAUUUUCAUUUUCAUUCUCAUUUUGACGGGAAAACGAGCGACGAAAUUGAAAAAAAAGAUGAGAGGAGGAGAAGAAAACAUAUAUAUACACAUUUCAUUUUAUUUUUUCAUAUUUUUUAUCGCUUUUAUUUGUUUUUCUGAGAAAAACCUAGGAAAAGCUGGAAAUUUAGAUUUUUUUCUGAAAAAUUUUUUGAAGCAAAAAAAAAUUAUAAACAAAAAGUUUGUGACCUAAAUUUGUUCUAGAAAAUUUGAAACAGUGAAUUUUUUUUUCAAAAAAAAAAAAAUUUUGAACUGAAAAUUUUCAGACAAAUUUUUGAAACGCUGGAAAUCUUGUGGGUUUCGGGAGCUUCUGAAAAUUGCCAGAUUUUUUUUUCUGAAAAUUUUGGAUAAUCGUAAGCUGUAAACAAAAAAGUUUGUGACCUAAAUUUCAUCUAGAAAACUUGAAACAGUGAAUUUUUUUUUGCAAAAAAAAAUUUUUGAACUGAAAAUUUUCAGACAAAUUUCUGAAACGCUGGAAAUUUAGUGGGUUUUUUAGAGAUUCUGAGAAUUGUCAGAUUUUUUUUCUGAAAAAUUUUUGGAGCAAAUUAAGAAAAAAGUUUGUGACCUAAAUUUCAUCUAGAAAACUUGAAACAGUGAAUUUUUUUUUUCAAAAAAACAAUUUUUGAACUGAAAAUUUCCAGACAAAUUUUUUGAAAAGCUGGAAAUUUAGUGGGUUUUGAGAGCUCCUGAAAAUUGAGAUUUUUUUCUGAAAAAUUUUUGAAGCAAAUUAAGAAAAAGUUUGUGACCUAAAUUUCUUCUAGAAAACUUGAAACAGUGAAAUUUUUUUUUCAAAAAAUAAAAUUUUUGAACUGAAAAUUUUCAGACAAAUUUCUGAAAAGCUGGAAAUUUAGUGGCUUCUGAAAAUUGACAAUUUUUUUCUGAAAAAUUUUUGUAGCAAAUUGAGAUAAUAAAAGUUUGUGACCUAAAUUUCUUCUAGAAAACUUGAAACAGUGAAAUUUUGUUUUUCAAAAAAAAAUUUUUUGAACUGAAAAUUUUCAGACAAAUUUCUGAAAAGCUGGAAAUUUAGUGGCUUCUGAAAAUUGACAAUUUUUUUUCUGAAAAAUUUUUGUAGCAAAUUGAGAUAAUAAAAGUUUGUGACCUAAAUUUCAUCUAGAAAACUUGAAACAGUGAAUUUUUUUUUGCAAAAAAAAAUUUUUGAACUGAAAAUUUUCAGACAAAUUUCUGAAACGCUGGAAAUUUAGUGGGUUUUGAGAGAUUCUGAGAAUUGUCAGAUUUUUUUUCUGAAAAAUUUUUGAAGCAAAUUAAGAAAAAAGUUUGUGACCUAAAUUUCUUCUAGAAAACUUGAAACAGUGAAUUUUUUUUUUCAAAAAAACAAUUUUUGAACUGAAAAUUUCCAGACAAAUUUUUUGAAAAGCUGGAAAUUUAGUGGGUUUUGAGAGCUCCUGAAAAUUGAGAUUUUUUUUUCUGAAAAAUUUUUGAAGCAAAUUAAGAAAAAAGUUUGUGACCUAAAUUUCUUCUAGAAAACUUGAAACAGUGAAAUUUUUUUUUCAAAAAAUAAAAUUUUUGAACUGAAAAUUUUCAGACAAAUUUCUGAAACGCUGGAAAUUUAGUGGGUUUUCAGAGCUUCUGAAAAUUGUCAGAUUUUUUUUCUGAAAAAAGUUUGUGACCUAAAUUUCUUCUAGAAAACUUGAAACAGUGAAAUUUUGUUUUUCAAAAAAAAAUUUUUUGAACUGAAAAUUUUCAGACAAAUUUCUGAAACGCUGGAAAUUUAGUGGGUUUUCAGAGCUUCUGAAAAUUGUCAGAUUUUUUUCUGAAAAAAGUUUGUGACCUAUUUUUGUUCUAGAAAUCUUGAAACAGUGAAUUUUUUUUUUCAAAAAAAAAUAAUUUUUGAACUGAAAAUUUCAGACAAAUUUUUGAAACGCUGGAAAUUUAGUGGGUUUUGAGAGCUUCUGAAAAUUGUCAGAUUUUUUUUUCUGAAAAAUUUUUGAAGAAAAUUGAGAAAAAAGUUUGUGACCUAAAUUUCUUCUGGAAAACUUGAAACAGUGAAAUUUUUUUUUCAAAAAAAAAAUUUUGUUUGCUUUUUUUUUCUUCUGUAAUUCUUGAAACGUACAUUUUCAUGGAAUUUUUUUUUGGAAUUUUCUGUCAAAAAAAAAUUUUUUUUGCUUUUUUUCUAAAUUAUGAUAUUCAAGAGAUUUAGCUCUAGCUGAAAAUUUUUGGCUGAAAAUUUCAGAAAAAUCUGAAAUUUUCACUGAAAAGCUGGAAUUUUGGCUAGAUUUUUGAAGAGCUCAAAUUGAGAGGUUUCUAAAAAUUUCUAGAUUUUUUAAAUUUCGCAAGCAAGUUACCCUAACUUCCUAGAUUUUCCUGUUUCAUUUUUCUAACAAAGAAAAAUCGGUUUCAGUCAUUUCUCCUUAUCAAUUAAUCAAUCCACGAAAAAAAACCAAAACUUUGUUUUUUUUCUCAAAAAAAAACAACAAAAUAAAACUGAUAAGCGAAAGUUUCUUAUUUCUUCCCGAAACGUCCAAAAAGCAGAUUUUAUCGAGUUUUCAGAGAUUUUUUGCAAGAUAAAAAAAACUGCCGCGCGCGGAAGCUACGCGGAAGAUUCCGGAGCGGAAGACCGCCCAAACUGUUUUUUUUACCAGAAGAGGUUUUUAGGUCAACACAUUGUUAUCAUUUAUCUUUUUUUCUUCCUUUUUGUUUUGGUUUUGGAAGGGAAUAGUUAGCCUAACUAAGUAACCUUGGCUUCAUUUUUUAUCAGUUUUAAUUUGGGUCAAAAAGUUGUUGAAAAUGCAACUGCGCUCCACUGCAAAUCCCAUAUUUUUCAGAAUUUUUUUUUUUAAAUUUUGAACAUUUUUAGUUUGAGAGAUUAUUUUUAGGUUCAAAUUGUAAAAAUUUUGAUAAAAAAUUUUUUGAUAAAGAAAUAAUCGGAUUAUUCCACGAUGUUCGAACUUUUAUCAUAAAAUUUUUGAUAAAAUUCAAAAUUUGUAUACUUUAAGGCUGAAAAAGUGGCUAAAAAUUCGAUUUUCCAGCGAAAAUUGUGAUUUUUGCAAGCGCGCUCUAUUUAUAAUAAAAUUUUGAACGAAAUGAUCUAAAUUUUUGCAAACGCGCUCUACUGCGAUUCACCAUCUAUCUCUCAAAAUUCAAAAAAUCCUAUUUUUCUACCAAUCUCACGAGCCAAGUUCAAUCCCCACUGCCCGCAAACGUUUUUUUUUAUUUUUCGCAAGAAAUCGUAUCGAAUUAUUUGUUUUUUCCUCCAAUUCCGAAGUCUAUUUGUCAUUUAGCGAAAGGCGUGAAAAUUUCCAGGAUUUUUGAUAGAUUUCUGUCCUGUUUCUAUUUAUCUUUUCUUCUUCGCGCAAACCGCAAAACAAAUAAACAUUCUUUGAUUUUAUUUUGAUAAUUUAUUUGAAACAGUGAAAUUUUCUGAAUUUAGUUUUUUUUUCUGGUGAAAAAUUAAAAAAAAAUCUAUUCAAAAAUGUCAAUUGCGCUCUACCGAACAAAUCCCAAAUCUUUCGAAUUUUCAAAAAUUCUUUGAUUUUAUUUUGAAUUGAUAAUUUAUUUGAAACAGUGAAAUAGUGAUAUUAUUUUUGUGAAAUUUUCUGAAUUUAUUUUUUUUCUGUUGAAAAGGUGUUCUUUUUGAAAAAUUUUGAAAAUUGUUCAAAAAAUGUCAAUCGCGCUCUACCGAAAAAAAAAACGAAUUUUUUACGAAUUUUUGAAUUUUUAAAUUUUUUUUUGAAAUUUAUUUUGGUUCAUUAGAGCGCACUUGCUUUGUUCACCAGAGAUAGCAAGUGCGCUCCAACGAAAAAACCAAAAUUUCCCCCAAUUUUUUGAAUUUUCAAAAGCAAUUCUACUUGUUCAUUAGAGCGCUCUUGCUAAACUGAUCAAUUGCGCUCUACCGAACAAAACCAUUUUUCUACGAAUUUUUGAAUUUUUUAGAAAUGUAUUUGGUUCAUUAGAGCGCACUUGCUUCUUUUUCUAAAAAAAAUCGAUUUUUUUGAAUUUUUAAAAUAAAUUCCAUUUGUUCAUUAGAGCGCACUUGCUUCUUUUUUCUUUAAAAAAAAUCGAUUUUUUUGAAUUUUUAAAAUAAAUUCCAUUUGUUCAUUAGAGCGCACUUUCUUCUUUUUCUAAAAAAAAUCGAUUUUUUUGAAUUUUUAAAAUAAAUUCCAUUUGUUCAUUAGAGCGCACUUGCUUCUUUUUCUAAAAAAAUCGAUUUUUUUGAAUUUUUAAAAUAAAUUCCAUUUGUUCAUUAGAGCGCACUUGCUUCUUUUUUCUUUAAAAAAAAUCGAUUUUUUUGAAUUUUUAAAAUAAAUUCCAUUUGUUCAUUAGAGCGCACUUUCUUCUUUUUCUAAAAAAAUCGAUUUUUUUGAAUUUUUAAAAUAAAUUCCAUUUGUUCAUUAGAGCGCACUUGCUUCUUUCCCCUCAAAUUUCACAGAUUUUUAUACCAGUUUUUUUUCUCGAAAUUUAUUUUUAUUUUUAUUUCGUAAAACGCAAAUACAUAAUAUUCCAGAAACAUGUCCACUUCAAAGCACCGCCCACCCAAAAAAAAAUCUCACAAAAAAACCUCACGCACCACACUAACAUGUCGUAGUUUUCACCACACACCACACCAAAAAUUGCACCACAAAAUCUGCACUCGCACCAAAAAAAUUCACCAUUUUUGUAUUUCUUUCGCACUCGCACUCACCACACACAACAGCACUUGCACCAAAAAAAAAUUUUUUUUUUGAAAUUUUUUUCCAAAAUUUUUUUGUGUGUCCAUUUUUGCCACGUGGCAUGAAAAAUGCUUUUAAUUUCUUUUUUUUCUGUUUUUUUUUUUUUAAAUUUCCAAAAAAAAAAACUUCUGACAAGACCACGCCCCUAAAAGCAUGCCGCAAACUCUUAUUUUUUCACCAAAAUAAAUUCAGGAGGAAAUCUGGAGCCUAAAGCUCCUAAGGUGAUACCCUAAGUACCCUAAGACCUUUAAGAAACCCAGGGUUUUAGAAUCAUUGACUUAUAAUUGGUUGAUUGGUGAUUCGACGAAUCGAUUGGUGGCGCAAAGUGAGAGGAAAUUCAUUUCGCUGGAUGGAACACUGUUUUUGUCGUAUGUGGUGAAGGAGGAUGAGGAGAGGUGAGAUUUAGAGAAAAUGGGGAAAGUGCGCUCUAAUGAACACAUGGUUUUUAUUUUGAAAAUUCGAAAAAUUGAGGGAAUUUUGAUUUGUUCAUUAGAGCACGCUUGCUAUUUUUGGUUUUGUUAAGAAAAAAAGCAAGUGCGCUCUAUUGAACACAUGGUUUUUAUUUUGAAAAUUCAAAAAAACCUCAGAAAUUUAUUUUUGUUCGUUAGAGCGCGCUUGCUAUUUUUGAUUUUUCAUAAGAAAGAAAGCAAGUGCGCUCUAGCGAACCAGAACUAUUUCGAAUUAAUAUAAAAAUUUAAAAAUACCCAGAAAAUGCUUUUUGUUCAUUAGAGCGCGCUUGUUGUUCCUGGUUUUUUUUUUAAAUAUUUUCAUGAUUUUUAGCUCAAAAUUUGGGUCUAGAACAUUUUUUUUGGUGAAAAUUUUAAUUUUUACGUGAAAAAAGCAAGUGCGCUCUGAUGAACACAUGGUUUUUGUUAGAAAAAUUUAAAAAACCGCAGAAAAUUAUGUUUGUUCGGUAGAGCACACUUGCUAAUUCUGGUUUUUGAUAAGCAAAAAGCAAGUGCGCUCUAAUGAACACAUGGUUUUUGUCUUGAAAAUUCAAAAAACCGCAGAAAAUUAUUUUUGUUCGUUAGAGCGCAUUUGAAUUACUGUCCGUUCGCCAGCGAAGGAAACGCGCCCCAUCGCACUUCUUUUUUCUGCUGCCCCGAUUUUUUUUUGUUUUUGAAAAAACGGAAAUUUCGAUUUUUUUGUGUUUUCAAGUUGUUUUCGAAACUUAUUCAGAGUUUUUUUUGAUUUAGAUAGAUGAAUUGGGGGUAGAGUAUUCACCUUUCAUGUGAUUUGUUUUGUUUUAUGAGUUUUUAGUGAUAAAAAACGCAAUUUUUCAAUUUCCAGGAUUUUCCGAGACCGAAAAGUGUCGAAAAAACCAUCUUUUCGAAUGGUAUUUCGAACUUUCUGUCAUCUCUAGGUAAGUUAGCAGUAUAGAAGAGUGUUCAAAAUGCAUAUUUUUUGAUUUUACAGAUGUUCGAAAAUUGCACGAUUUUGGCUCAAAUUUGCACAGAAAGUCGAUUUUUGGUAUGAAUAUAAGUGAAAGAGGCAAAGACAUACAUUUGAGGAGGAUUGGGCAUCUUCCCUAUCAAUAUUGGAGCAGUCUCGUCGCAAUUUUGAAUUAUUUUAGUUGGUAUUGUUGACAAUUUCGGGAAAAAUCGCCAACCGGAAAGAAAAAUUGAUUAUGUGGCAUUUGGAGCAGGAAGAUUAUCAAUGUGCGUAGUGAGGUAAGUGAUCUUAAGCGCUCAUUCGGCUUGAUUUGACUAAUUUUAGAAAUAAAGUGCAAAAAACGUUUUUAUUUCUGGAAAAUCUUCGAAAAGUCUGUUCAUUUCACUCAGAAAAUGUUAUUGCAAAUCGCAAUGCUAGCUAUCUAAACUGGCUGUACAUCCUAUUUCAUUUUUGAUAAGUAAAAAUACAAAUUUUUCUUUUUUUUUUUUUUCAAAAAGUUAAUUUUCAUCAAGAUAAAGUUCGAACCGUAUGAAAUUCACCAAAAAGCUGGAAAUUGCUUUCUAAAAUCAUGAAUCAGAAUUUUUCUGGAUAUUUCAACAUUCUGAACAUUUUCAGGUUCAUCUCUUCUACUUGGCGCCAUUAUCUUCGACAGACUCAACAAUUGCACAAUUUUUUUUCAAAAAAAAUCAAGUUUUCAUUAUUUUUUGUUAUUUUCACUGUUGAUAAACUUUUGAUCCAGUAGAUUUUACUGGAAAACGGCGUUUUGUUAAUGAAAUCACAGGAUUUUUACUGAAAAAUUAAGAUUUUUCUGAAAUAGUACUGUUUUUCGCAGUUUGUUGACAAAAACUAUGGAAAUCUCAAUGGAAACAGUUUGUAAGUUUUGUAAAUCGCAUUGUUUUCAAUUAAUAAUGCAAUCUGAUUUGGUUCAAUCCCUAAAAAACUCGAAAUUUGCGUGAAAAAACUCCGAGAAAAUAAUUCAUAUUUGAAUCGCCGCGCACAAAAAGUGUCGUUUGUCAAUGGGGCGCGUUUGCCUGCGUUUCCUUCGCUGGCGAACGGACAGUAUCAUCCCUACAAAAAUGACGGCAUAACUUUUCUUCUCUGAAAUUUCGUGCUGAAAAUUAAGAAAACAUCGAAUUUCAGAAACUUUCAGCAUUUUCAUGAUUUUUAGCUCGAAAUUUGGGUCUAGAACAUUUUUUUGGUGAAAAUUUGAAUUUUUACGUCAAAAAAGCAAGUGCGCUCUAAUGAACAACCAGAUUUUAUUCUAAAAAUUCAUAAAACCACGCAAAAUUAGAUUUGUUCGUUAGAGCGCAUUUGAAUUUAGCUGAUUCCACAAAAAUUCUAUAACUUUUCUUAUCUGAAAUUUCGUGCUGAAAAUUAUAAAAGCAUCAAAAUUCAGAAACUUUCAGCAUUUUCAUGAUUUUCAGCUCGAAAUUUGGGUCUAGAACAUUUUUUUCUGGUGAAAAUUUGAAUUUUUGCUUCAAAAAGCAAGUGCGCUCUAAUGAACAAAUAGAAUUUGCUUUGAAAAUUCAAAAAAACCACAGAAAAUUAUUUUUGUUCGUUAGAGCGCGCUUGUUGUUCCUGGUUUUUAGCAUUUUCAUAAUUUUCAGCUCGAAAUUUGGGUCUAGAACAUUUUUUUUUGGUGAAAAUUUGAAUUUUUGCGACAAAAUAGCAAGUGCGCUCUAAUGAACAAAUAGAAUUUGGUUUGAGAAUUCAAAAAACCACGCAAAAUUUGAUUUGUUCGUUAGAGCGCAUUUGAAUUUAGCUGAUUCCACAAAAAUUCUAUAACUUUUCUUCUCUGAAAUUUCGUGCUGAAAAUUAUGAAAGCAUCGAAUUUCAGAAAUUUUCAGCAUUUUCAUGAUUUUUAGCUCGAAAUUUGGGUCUAUAUCAUUUUUUUUCUGGUGAAAAUUUGAAUUUUUUCGACAAAAAAGCUAGUGCGCUCUAAUGAACACAUGGGAUUUGUUUUGAGAAUUCAAAAAACCACGCAAAAUGUGAUUUGUUCGUUGGAGCGCGUUUGCUAUUUUUUUUAAAUUUUGUUGAGAAAAAAGCAAGUACGCUCUAAUCUAAUAAAAAAACGCUCUAAUCUAAUAAAGACGUCACGUGUUUUUUUUCGCAAAAUUUCCUCAUUUCCAAUUUUCUUCACUUGUGAAAUCUGGAAAAAUUUUAAAAAUUUCCCAAAAAUCUUACUGUAAGCCGAUAUUUUCCGCAAACACCGCACCUGACGACAAUUUUUUCAUUUUUUUUCAACAAAAAUCCUUUUUUUUCCAGCUACGCGUGCUCACUUUCCGUCUACGCAACACAAUCCGGACACUAUGGCCCAUUUUUCAAGCUCAUCACUGCCACAGCCAAUUCUAGUCUAGAAUUCCCACCCCGACUUGACUCAACUCAACCACAAUUGUUUCCCGAUCAACCGAAAAUCGGCGAUUCGAUUUAUCUCGAAUGUUUUGCCUAUGGAAAGUGAGUUUUUUCGAGGGAAUUUUUGAAUUUGAGCUGAAAAUUUGAAUUCUGGAUGAAUUUUCGGUCAAAAUGAUAUAUUUUUGCCAAAAAAUUAAAUUUUCGAAAAAAAAUAGAAGAAAACAACGACACUCCGCUUUCCUGUUGUUUAGCGCAAUGAAAUAUUUUUGUUUUUUGUAUUUUUUUCGAAAAAAACUUUAUUUUUGACUGAAAAUUUGAAUUCUGGAUGAAUUUUGGGUCAAAAUGAUAUAAAUUAAGUCCAAAUUUGUGUACUUCUCUCGGACAAAAAACUUUUCGAAAAAAAACAACGACACUCCGCUUGCCUGUUGUUUAGCGCAACCAAAAAUUUUUGUUUUUUUUUAAUUUUUUUCGAAAAAAACGUUUUUUUUUUGACUGAAAAUUAGAAUUCUGGCUGCGUUUUUGCCCCCCAAAAUUCGUGUACUUCUCUCGGACAAAAAACAACGACACUCCGCUUGCCCGUUGUUUAGCGGAAUAAAAAAUUUUAGUUUUUUUCUGCAUUUCCCUCAAAAAUUUCCUGUUUUCGAGCCCUGAGGUGGCAAACUGAACAUUUUUGACUGAAAAAAAUCCGUGUACUUCUCUCGGACAAAAAAAACAACGACACUCCGUUUGCCCGUUGUUUAGCGCGAUAGAAAAUUUUGUUUUUUUAUUUUUUUCGAAAAAAAACGUUAUUUUUGACUGAAAAUUUGAAUUCUGGCUGCGUUUUUGUCCGUGUACUUCUCUCGGACAAAAAAAACAACGACACUCCACUUGCCUGUUGUUUAGCGCAAUCAAAAAUUUCUUGUUUUCCAGCCCAAUUCCUCAAUACAAAUGGCAUCGAGUUGAUGGAAAACCACUGUCACCAAAAGCCCAAAUCUCCAACUUCGGAAGAGUUUUGCGAAUCGAAAAAGGCUACCCAAUCCGACGCCGGAAAAUACAAAUGCACUGCGACGAAUUCGCUGGGCGUGGCAGCUGGCGAAGUUUCUGUCAAACUCCGUCAACCUCCAAUUAUCCUGCAACCACUCUAUGAUCGAAUUGUUGCGAUCGGAUCGAGUGUGGACUUCGAAUGUCUUUUGAGUUCAGCAGAUUCGUCUUCCGAUGUUGAAUGGUUCAAAGAUUCAACUCCAAUUGUUCCACUUUUACUUCCUCCAGAAGAUCGGAAGAAGUUCAAGAUUAUUGGGAAUGUUUUGAAGAUCUCUGGAGCUGAUGAGAAGAAUUCAGGAGUUUACCAGUGUAUAGUAUCGAAUGAGAUUGGAAGUUCAACAAGUUCUGCGCUCCUAAGUGUCAGGGAUUCAGCCCCAAUAUUCCCGCCAAACGCAAUGCCUCGCAGACUAUUCGCUGCGGUUGGCAGCACAGUCAGGAUUCCGUGUAUCUUCGAAGCCUCUCCCAGAACUCAUGGACAUUGGGCAGAUGCGGGUGGCGCGAGAUUGCCGAAACUGGGAAGAUUGAGAGAUAUUGAAGGAGUGAUGACGAUUGAGAAGGUUUUGCAUGAUGAUUCGGGGUUGUUCUUUUGUACCGCGCAUAAUCGAAUGGGAAAAGCGCAUGCGCAAGUGCAGCUGAUUGUUAUGGGUGGGUUUUUUGGGGAGGGUGCGAGGAUUUUGAUCAGAAAGGUCAAAUGCGCUCUACCGAACCACCCCCUUUUCUAAUGAAAAUUCAAAAAAUCGGUUUGUUCCUUAGAGCGCGUUUGAUCAGUCCAGCAAGAGCGCUCUAACGAACAAACCCUAAAUUUUUGAAUUUUCAAAAAUGUUUGUUCAUUAGAGCGCAUUUGCUUUCUGCUUAUCAAAAAACCUAGAAAUAGCAAGUGCGCUCCACCGAACCAACCCCUUUUCUAAUAAAAAUUCAAAAAAUCUUAGAAAAAUCGGUUUGUUCAUUAGAGCGCACUUGCUGAAUCUCAGUCAGAUUUUUCUAGGAAUUUUUGAAUUUUCAAAAAUGUUUGUUCAUUAGAGCGCAUUUGCUUUCUGCUUAUCAAAAAACCUAGAAAUAGCAAGUGCGCUCCACCGAACCAACCCCUUUUCUAAUAAAAAUUCAAAAAAUCUUAGAAAAAUCGGUUUGUUCAUUAGAGCGCACUUGCUGAAUCUCAGUGAACUGAUCGAUUGCGCUCUAACGAACAAAAUUAUUUUUCUAGGAAUUUUUGAAUUUUUUUUUUUGGGAAUGGUUUUGGUUCAUUCAUUAGAGCUUAUUUGCUUUUUUGGCGGGAAACUUGAAUUUUAAAAAAUUUUCUAGGUGGAUUUUUCGGAAAAAAUGUUCUAUACCCAAAUUUUGAGCUGAAAAUCAUUAAAAUGCUGAAAAUUUCUGAAAUUUGAUGCUUUCAUAAUUUUCAACACGAAAUUUCAGACAAGAAAAGUUAUAGAAUUUUUGUGGAAUCAGCUAAAUUCAAAUGCGCUCCAACGAACAAAAAGAAUUUUCUGCGGUUUUUUGAAUUCUCAAAACAAAUUAUAAUUGUUCAUUAGAGCGCACUUGCUUUCUUUCUCAACAAAAUUAAAAAAAAAAAGCAAACGCGCUCUAACGAACAAAUCAAAUUUUGCGUGGUUUUUUUUGAAUUUUCAAAAUAAUGUUCGAUGCUUUCACAAUUCCCAGCACAAAAUUUCAGACAAGAAGCGUUUUGGCGCCAAAAAUUUAUGAAAAAUUCAGACAAGCCUUCAAUUCGAACAAAUGCGGCCAGUUCGAAUUUUAUCGAUGAAGAAACUGUGAACAUGAGUUGUGAAGUCGAAUUAUCCUGCGAAAAUUCAUCCGAAUGUCCAGAAGCCCUCUUCGAAUGGCGAAUAAAUGACAGGCCAUCCAGUGAAUUCCCCCUCCUUCGCCCAAAACUACACUCUACUCAACACAAAGGCCGACACAUCAAACAGAAGGUUGAUCUAGAAGUGCCGAAAUCCAUGGGUGGAAAACAUAUCGGACGAUUUGCGUGCUCUUCGUUGUACGGAGGAAGUUCGGAAAUUGUGACACGACCACAAUUACCGUCGCCGAUUGCGUUGACGAUUGAGGAAAUCAGUGAGACGAGGGGAACGAAAAUGAGAUUGAGAUGGAGAUUACCGCCACAACAUCGGGAUACUAGAGAUCAUUCGGUAAGUUUUUUUGAGGGGGGGAAGAUUUGGAGGAGAAAUAAAUUCCAUUUUUUCAUUCCAGUUUCAGAGAUGUAGAUGAAGAUCUGAAGAAAAAAAGUUAGGAUAACUUGGCCGCUGCGCGGAAGAUAGUGCCGCUUACGCGGAAGCUUGCGGUCUACACUCGCGCAAAGCGCUCGAGCUCUAAGCUCAGGGCUCACAGCAAAACAUAGGUUUCAAGACGUGGCCGCUUCGCGGAAGAUAGUGCCGCUUACGCGGAAGCUUGCGGUCCACAAAACAUAGGCUUCAAGGCGUGGCCGCUUCGCGGAAGAUAGUGCCGCUUACGCGGAAGCUUGCGGUCUACACUCGCUCCGCUCGAAUUUAAUGAAAACACUCUAAUGAAAAAAUGGAAUUUAUUUCGAAAAUUCAAAAGAAAAAGAAGCAAAUUCGCUCUAAUGAACCUAAAAAUUCAAAAUUUUGAUAAAAAUUGUGCAAAUGCGCUCUAAUGAACAAAUGGAAUUUAUUUUGAAAAUUCAAAAAAAUUGAUUUUUUUUAGGAAAAGAAGCAAAUGCGCUCUAAUGAACCUAAAAAUUCAGAAUUUUGAUAAAAAUUGUGCAAAUGCGCUCUAAUAAACAAAUGGAAUUUAUUUUAAAAAUUCAAAAAAAUUGACUUUUUUUUUUAGAAAAAAGAAGCAAAUGUGCUCUAAUGAACUACUGGAAUUUAUUUUGAAAAUUCAAAAAAAAUUGAUUUUUUUAGAAAAAGAAGCUAUUAUCAAAAUAAAAAAAUUUGGCAAAAAAACGGAGCCCAGAAAUUCAAAUGACACUCUUCCCAAGUACGGUGUUUCUUUCAGUCGCUGCGAGACCCAUAUGUGCGUCUUUGACUUUGUUUCUCUGCCCAAUGGCGUGGUCUCGAAACGGUGUUAGUGACGCAGAGAAAUACCGUACUUGGGGAAAUUGGGAUUUGAAUUUCUGGCUUCUCUUUUUUUGCCAAAUUUUUUUUACUUUGAUAAUAAUGCGCUCUAUUGAACAAAUGGAAUUUUUUUUUGAAAAUUCAAAAAAAAUUAAUUUUUUUGAAAAAGAAGCAAAUGCGCUCUAAUGAAAAAAUUGAAUUUAUUUCGAAAAUUCGAAAAUUUGAAAGAUUUGGGGUUUGUUCGGUAGAGCGCAAUUACAUCAGAAUUUGAAAUUUCGGUUUUUUUUGAAUUGAAUUUUGAAAAUUAGCCCAAAAUACUAGCAGAACAAAAAUUAACUAAGAUUUUGAAACAGUGAAUUUUUUUAAAACUAAUUUUUUUCAAUAUUCUAAAAUGUUUAAAUCAAUUAUAUAUUUUUUUUGAAUUGAUUACAAUGUAUUUUUGAAACAGUAAAAAUUUUAGUUUCAAAAAUUUCACUGUUUCAUUUAAUUUUUUAAAAUUUUCUGCAAAAAUUCCGAUUUUUCGGUAGAGCGCGCUUGACAUUUUUUGAAAUUUUUGAAAAAAAAAUGUUAAUGAACUGCUCAAAAUUCAGGAUUUUUUUGAAAAUAAAUAUUCCUCUGCGUCUCUAACCUCUCUCCAAUUUUCAGACCAAAAUCGAUGGCUACAUCGUCGAAUUGCGAACCAAAAAAAAUCGAAAAUGGCGUUCAGUAGACCGCCAAACUCUAUCAGAAAUCGAAAAAGACAGUAUCCUUCUCUCAAAUCUCCGCCCAAACACCGAAUAUCAAUUUCGUGUCAGAUCAGUCGACACUUCAACAAUCGGCGAGCCAUCGAUUCCAACUGAAUGGAUUCGAACACCUCCAGGUGCACCUUAUGAAAUUGUGGAGAAUCUGAAGUGGCGGCCAUUAGAUGCGCAAACUUUGCUAGUUGAAUGGCAACCGAUUGAAGUUGCUGGGAAAUCUGGGGAUAAUUUGAGAUAUCGUGUCAGCUGGAGUGAGGCUAAUCUGAGCAAUGCUUCAACUACCGAAGAAGUUCAAGAGAAAGAUAAGAACUUCUUAGAUUCCGAUCAACCGCAGGCGAUCCUGAAGUUGAGCUCGAAUUCCAGUGGAUGUCGGAUGGUUGUGUUGGCUGUGAAACCGGUGAAUGAUCAAGGAUCCGGAGCGGUUAGCACAGAUACAAUCGCAUUUUUGAAUAGUCGGGGAGAACUGAAGAAAGUUGAGAUGCAAAAUGUUCGACCAGUGAAUGCGACUCAUGUGAAUAUCUCGUGGAUUUGGGAUGAGAAAACGGCGGAAUGUGAGACGAAACAUGGUGUGCAGAUAUCCUGUAUGGAUGUGAAAAGCUCUCCAGAUCGAAAUAUCAUAGCUACUGCUGGAAGUGAGAAAUUGGAAUGGAUGUUGGGUGGUUUGACGGCUGAAACUGCGUAUGAUUGUGAAUUGAGGGCGGUGGAUAAUCAUGGGAAUAUGGGACCGGCGAGUAGGAAAUUUAGGAUUCAUACCAAGCAGCAGCCACCGGUGGAAGUGCCCGGGAUUCGGAAAUUGAUGAUGAAGCAGAUGGUGAGUUUUGGGAGGGGGUGCGGAAGGGUUCCGCGUUGGCGGCGCGGAAGCUUGCUGGGAAAAACAACGAUGCUCCGCGCUUACACUGUGUAAAUGUUUUUUCUGGAUUACAACGAUGAUCCGGGUUUACACUCUCAAAAAAUCCCAAAAUUCACCAGUUUUCCCAUUUUUUGACUUGAAAUCUGAAGUUUUCUGAAAUUUUGAGCUGAAAAUUGGAAAAUCCACGUCCAACAAAAAACAACAUUUUUAUUUUUCUCCACAAAAAUGUACUGUUUCAAAAAUGUUUUAUAUAUUUUUUCAAAAAACAGAGAAUCGCUCACGAAUUUUUUUUAUAACGUGCCACGUCAUAGCUCAAAAUUUUCCCAAUUUUUGACUGAAAAUCUGAUGUUUUCUGAAAAUUUUGGGCUGAAAAUCGGAAAAUUCCGGAUUUUUACUGAAACUUGCCACGUCACAGCUCAAAAUUUACCCAGUUUUUGACUGAAAAUGUACUGUAAUGUUCUCUGAAAAUUAUGAGAUGAAAAUCGAAAAAUCCCUAUUUUUAUUGAAUUUGCCACGUCAUAGCUCGGACUCACAUCUGACGAGAGAGUGUCCAAAAAUUUUUGUGCAGCGUGGAAAUUUUUGCAAAAAAAAAUUGUGCAGCGCGAAAUUUUGAAUUUUUGAAAAUUUUCAUCAAAAUCAGCUGAAAAUCAAUGAAAACUACACUUUUUUCGUGAAAAAAAUGUACAGUGUGACCUUUGAAAAUUUUUGUACAGUGUCCAUUUUGGACAUGUCUCGUCAGGUGUGCUCGGACUCCUCCAAUUUUAUUAAUUUUUGACUGAAAAAAAUUGAAGUUUUCUGAAAAUUUUGAGCUGAAAAUUUUAAAUCCCGGAUUUUUCUGAAUCUUGCCACGUCAUAGCUUCAAAAAAUCCAAUUUUUUCCUCAAGAAAAAUUUACUGUUUCAAAAAUUUUUUAUAUUUUUUUUUAAAUAGAGAAUUGCUAAACUCGAAAGAAUUCUAUGAUUUGAACCAAAAAUUUUAUCGAAUUUGCCACGUCAUAGCUCAAGAUUUUCCCAAUUUUUGACUGAAAAUCUAAAUUUUUCUGAACAUUUUGAGCUGAAAAUCGGAAAAUCCCUAUUUUUACUGAAUUUGCCACGUCAUAGCUUCAAAAAUCCAAUUUUUUCCCCACAAAAAAUUACUGUUUCAAAAAAAUUGUAUAUUUUUUUCAAAAAUCAGAGGAUUGCUUCCAAUUUUUUUUUGAUUAAAAUUUCAAAUUUUCUGAAAAUUAUGAGCUGAAAAUCGAAAAAUCCCUAUUUUUAUUGAAUUUGCCACGUCAUAGCUUCAAAAAUCCAAUUUUUUCCCCACAAAAAAUUACUGUUUCAAAAAUGUUUUGUAUAUUUUUUCAAAAAACAGAGAAUUGCUCACGAAUUUUUUUUAAAACGUGCCACGUCAUAGCUCAAGAUUUUCCCAAGUUUUGACUGAAAAUCUGAGGGUUUCUGAAAUUUUGAGCUGAAAAUCGGAGAAUUGCGAUUUUUCUGAAUCUUGCCACAUCAUUACUCAAAAAAUACGGAAUUUUUCGAUUUUUAAUUGAAAAUCCACGUCAUAGCUCGAAAUUUACCAAAUUUCCCAAGUUUUGAGCUGAAAAUUUCAAAUUUUCUGAAAAUUUUAAGCUGAAAAUCGGAAAUCCCUAUUUUUAAUGAAUUUGCCACGUCAUAGCUUCGAAAAUCCAAAAAAAAAAAAGAUAAAAAUCUAAAUUUUUUCCCCACAAAAAAUUACUGUUUCAAAAAUGUGUUAUAUAUUUUUUAAAAAAAAAGAAUUGCUCAUAAAAUUUUUUCUGUAAUUUGCCACGUCAUAGCUCGAUUUCCCAAGUUUUAACUGGAAAUCUCAAGUUUUCUGAAAAUUUUGAGCUGAAAAUCAGAAAAUCCCUAUUUUUACUGAAUAUUUCCAAAAAAAAAAAUAAAAAUCUAAAUUUUUCCCCCACAAAAAAUUACUGUUUCAAAAAAUUUGUAUAUAUUUUUUUUCAAAAAACAGAGAAUUGCUAAAAAAAAUUAAUUCGGCAAGAAUGAAAAAAAAACAGUUUUCACUUCAAAACCAAAAAUUGUAUUUUUUUUCAGAAAGAGGAUUAUACAACAAUUUUGGAAUGGAGCCAAAUCGAACUUCAAAAACCGAAUCGAACCGAAAUCGGAUGUGGAUAUAAGGUAACUUCGAGCGGAGCGAGUCUAGACCGCAAGCUUCCGCGUAAGCGGAACUGUCUUCCGCGAAGCGGCCGCGUCUAGAAGCCUAUGUUUUGCUGUGAAUCCUAAGCUUAGAGCUCGAGCGCUUUGUGCGAGUGUAGACCGCGAGCUUCCGCGUAAGCGGCACUAUCUUCCGCGAAGCGGCAAGCUCUAGAAGCCUUUUUUUUACUGUGAGCCCUGAGCUUAGAGCUCGAGCGCUUUGCACGAGUGUAGACCGCAAUCUUCCGCGUAAGCGGCACUGUCUUCCGCGCAGCGGCCAAGCCUUGAAGGCUAUGUUUUGUAGACCGGAAUAUUCCGCGUAAGCGGCACUGUCUUCCGCGAAGCGGCAAGCUCUAGAAGCCUUUUUUUUACUGUGAGCCCUGAGCUUAGAGCUCGAGCGCUUUGCACGAGUGUAGACCGCAAUCUUCCGCGAAGCGGCCACGUCUUGAAGCCUAUGGUUUUUAGACCGCAAGCUUCCGCGCAGCGGCCACGCCUAGAAGCCAAGUUAUCCUAACUUUUUUUUCUUUAGAUCUUCAUCUACAUCUCUGAAACCGGAAGUGAACCCAUCAUUCUCGAUAUGCCAGUUCACCGUCUCUCCGAUCGCCAAAAUCCAUCAGCUCGUCUAGACGGUCUCCGAUUAAUGUAUUUAUAUACGGUGCAAGUUGCUGGCUAUAAUCCAGGUGGAAUUGGACCGAAAAGUGAAUCGAAAACUAUUCGAUUAGGAGCACCCAAUUCUGUUGAAUACACUUCUGCUUCUUUGUCUAAUCUGAGCAAUCUUUCGAUUUUUGUAGCGAUUCUGAUAUUUUUAGAAGUUUUUUAGAUCUACCUGUGUUUUAUUUUGCCAAAUCUACUUUUUACCGGUGCCCAAAACUUGUACUUUUUUUUUUUGAGAAAAAUUAUUUUUUGAUUUUUCUAUUUUUACAUAAAGUUAAGCUAACUCUAAUUUGAAAACAAUUUUGCCACGUGGAAUUUUGGCAGAAAAAUUUCCAAAUUCAAAAUUUUGAGAAAAAAGUUUUGAAAUUUGAAAAAAAUUUUGCCACGUGGAUUUUUUGUGCCAAAAACAGUGGAAAAAUUCUAGAAAUUUUCAAUUUUGAUUUUUCAACCAGGAACUUUUUUUGCAAAAUGAAACCUCAAGUGUUUUUCGGACAUCUUUUGACAGCUCGAUUUGAUCAUCGUGGAAAUAUUCAUGUUUUAUCGCGAGCUGAACAUAAUGUUCAUGUUUCGAUUUUGAGUCCGAUUUCGAAUGGAAAUUAUCGAUUUGCUUCUGUCACCAAGAAAAGCUCUUUUUAA
Molecule: messenger RNA, 29328 nt
Organism: Caenorhabditis angaria
Lineage: Eukaryota; Metazoa; Nematoda; Chromadorea; Rhabditida; Rhabditidae
Source: the annotation of a GenBank genome assembly